UAGUCGGAAUACGGAUAGGAAGAGAACUAAGUAAACAUUCAUAUCUAUUAUAGAAACAUGGCGUCGCAGCAGGGAGAGAUAGACGAGUUGUUCGAUGUAAAAAAUGCCUUUUAUAUCGGGAGUUAUCAACACUGCAUUAACGAGGCUCAGAAAGUAAAGACAUCAGGACCUGAGAAAGAACUGGAGAAGGAUAUUUUCCUGUACAGAGCGUACAUCGCACAGAGGAAGUUCGGCGUGGUGCUUGAGGACGUAAAGCCGAAUUCCUCAGAAGAGCUGAAGGCUGUGCGGAUGUUUGCAGAUUACAUGUCCAGUGAUGCCAAAAGGGACGUCAUCGUGGCUGAGCUGGAUAAGAAGAUGAGUAAGAGCGUGGAUGUGUCCAACACCACCUUCCUGCUGAUGGCCGCAUCCAUCUACCUGCACGAGGGGAACACGGACGCGGCGCUGCGCACGCUGCACCAGGGCGAGAGCCUCGAGUGCAUGACGAUGAGCAUUCAGAUCCUUCUCAAGCUCGACCGGCUCGACCUCGCCAGGAAGGAGCUGAAGAAGAUGCAGGAGCUGGAUGAAGACGCCACGCUGACUCAGCUGGCCACGGCCUGGGUGAACCUAGCAGUCGGAGGAGACAAGCUGCAGGACGCCUUCUACAUCUUCCAGGAGAUGGCUGAUAAAUACUCGCCCACUCUGAUCCUGCUGAACGGUCAGGCGGCGUGUCACAUGGCCCAGUGCAAGUGGGACGAGGCCGAAUCGGUCCUGCAGGACGCGCUGGAUAAAGACAGCAGCCAUCCUGAAACACUCAUCAACCUGAUUGUCUUAACGCAGCAUCUGGGUAAAGCUCCUGAGGUCACCAAUCGCUAUCUCUCUCAGCUCAAAGACGCCCACAAGUCGCAUCCGUUUGUGAAGGACUAUCUCACCAAGGAGAAGGACUUCGACAGACUGGUGAUGCAGUACGCUCCCAGCGCCUGAACCCGACUCCGGACCUCCUAAAUAAACCCCUCUUUCUUUUUCCUCUUGUUGUUGCUGUCAAUAUGUUCUGUUUAAUAUUCUGUAAACAUUCCUGUACACUGAUUUAAUAAAUCCCCUUUAUACCACA
Tachysurus vachellii is the source of this 1087-nucleotide messenger RNA. RefSeq names its product COPI coat complex subunit epsilon (gene cope). Bases 58 to 960 code for a protein of 300 amino acids. The transcript is spliced from 10 exons. Lineage: Eukaryota; Metazoa; Chordata; Actinopteri; Siluriformes; Bagridae. Gene Ontology annotation, molecular function: protein binding; structural molecule activity. Gene Ontology annotation, cellular component: COPI vesicle coat. Gene Ontology annotation, biological process: retrograde vesicle-mediated transport, Golgi to endoplasmic reticulum; endoplasmic reticulum to Golgi vesicle-mediated transport; intra-Golgi vesicle-mediated transport. The record is from RefSeq and is a predicted model, not a curated record.